Molecule: messenger RNA, 748 nt
Organism: Nylanderia fulva
Lineage: Eukaryota; Metazoa; Arthropoda; Insecta; Hymenoptera; Formicidae
Source: RefSeq, a predicted model, not a curated record
AACAGCUUUUGGAAGAAAUUUGUACUUUCAUAGUACAACGUAUUCAACCUCGAAAAGAUGUAUGUUACACGAAUGUAAGUGCAUCAUUGGAUACAAUCGCACAAGAAGUACUGAAUUCUCUUAGAAAGAAGCAUCCGAACCAUUCAAUAUUCUCCACGUCUGAUGAAACUUUUUCUUAUUGGAAAACCAACAAUAUCAAAGAUAAUCAUUGGAAUGAAACAGAAAGUACGCAGAUUAUGGAUACACUCCAGGAAUAUAUAUUUGGCACCUUGAACUUUCGACCAUGCAGAUCCUUUCGCGUACUUAUCAAUUGUUUGUGUAUAGAUUAUGUUUUACAAACUAAAUAUGGUCAAGAUAUCAUUGUAGUUACAAUAUAUCAUAGCGUGGCUAGAAGGCUUGGUUUACGAUGCGAUGUAGUAUUUGUUAAAACUGAAACCUGUAUAUUUUGGAAACCAAAAUUCGUCACUAAUAAUUUAGACAAUGCGCGAUGUUUUCACAUAAAAGACGAGAAUUUCCCGAUGUGUUUUAAUAAUUUUCCAGAACACUACACCGUGAUAAGAACUAAAGAGAUGUUGUCGCUACUAAGAGAUUUCUAUGGAAUGUUUAUAACUAGACAUGAAUUAACCACUAUGACAUUAGUCAAAGUGCAUUGUGAUGUGCUGAUAACAUACCCGCACUAACAUAAUCGGAUAUUAGUAUAUAAUAUAAACAAUUGUAAAAAUAAAGAACUUUGUGAGGAUCUUGCAGA